AUUGAAUGAUCAAGUCCAUCAGAGGAGGCGGGAUAGGUGUCAAAUUGUUGUUGUUUUGCUGUCCGACAUUUUGGGAGUCUGAAAAAAAAAAAAUCAACAUAGCUUAGGUUGUAUCGAAAGCUUUCUCAAGUCCAUAAUGAACUGGCAGUACAAGCGCAGCCUGCCUUUCGAGGUGCGGAGAGCAGAGGGGGAGAAAAUACGAGCCAAGUACCCGGACAAAAUCCCAAUCAUAGUGGAAAAGGCACCUAAAUCUCGAGUUGCAGAAUUGGACAAAAAGAAAUACUUAGUGCCUUCCGAUUUAACAGUGGGUCAGUUCUGUUUCCUGAUUCGGAAGAGGAUAGAGCUGCGAUCUGAAGAGGCUCUCUUCUUCUUUGUCAAUAAUGUGCUUCCUCCCUCCAGUGCUACCAUGGGACAAGUGUACGAGGAACACCACGAGGAAGACUUCUUCCUGUACCUCGCCUACAGCAACGAGAGUGUGUAUGGAUAGAGGGACAGAAGACAGAAGAGGGAGAGAGGGAGAGCGAAUAGAUGUAACUCACAGAUUUGUGCCCAGUAAAGAUAAUUAAGAAAUGAAAAUCUGCAUGAAUAAAGUCCAUUUCUCCAUAUCGCUGGUACUCUCAAUAUAGUACAUCACAGUUCACCCCAUUAUGCAGCAUUAUUUGAUUAAAGCAAGGUUAGAAACUCACACUAGCCCUACGCCGAAUACUGGGGAGUUUCCUGUGAAAGUAUUUUUAAACUGAAAAAGUGAUUCAACCAAUUAUUUCACACAGUAUACAGGGGGCAGCAGUCUUAAAGGCCCCAACGUUCAGUUUUGACCUCAUGCAUGAGGAAGAAGGCUAGGAACCUUUUUGAGUUCUGCACCCUGACACUGCUAGUAACCUAUUUCCUUUAUUGAACCAAACAUUAAUUAGCUGAAAAUGAAAGUUUAGAACAAAUCUUUUGUUGGAGUCAAACAUAUAUGACUUCAUGCAACAUAACUGUAUGUCGUUCAGUUUUACCUCACUCUACUGUCCUGUAUGCAGUGUAACACUAUACAACCUGGUAGAACUACAGAAACGAUCAAACAUGUCAAUGGAGAGUUCUAUAUAAAGACUGCCGGCUAGAGUCUCACUGUGCUUUUUCUGUAUACAGUAAGAUGCUGGCAUGACCAAACUGCAAAACACUAAAACUAAAGUAGCUACCCAGCAUGUAAAGUAUUACAACCACUUAAGGGGAUUAAAAAAAAAAAAAAAAAAAAGUUAAAACCUGAUUUGACUGGACCGGACAGAUCUCUUCAUUAGUGAUGUGAAGCUAUUUAAAAAGUAUACUUUCUUAAACAAUGAUCAGGGUUGAAGUGCUAACCGUUGUUUUAACAUUGUCUUACCUCUCAGUAUUCACCCCUUCUAUUAUGCUGAAAAUCUUUUAGGCUAUUUUUUUUUGUUUCUUAAUUCCGGAAAAGCAGAUCCUUCAAAAACAAACAAACAAACAAACAAACAAAAAAAAAAAAAAAAAAAAACGCUGUCUAGCAAACUGUUGCAUCUUGGUAUUUUAGCUGUAGGUCACAUGUCUUGAUUACAGCGAGCCCAUUGGUGUGUUUUUAUUACAUCACUUGGAAAGUGAUCGUGUACCAGGAAGCAGCAGCAACUUUGCAUCUAUCACGCUGUCUUUGAGAUCUGUCUUACAAAUUCAAGUAUAUAAGGCAAGCAAAGAACCACAAGAUCUUCUACCAAAGAAAGGAGGUGUUAGUGAUAAUGCUGCCAGUGCGAAUACAAGAUAGAUUU
Polyodon spathula (Mississippi paddlefish) is the source of this 1760-nucleotide messenger RNA. Its product is annotated as gamma-aminobutyric acid receptor-associated protein-like. Gene Ontology annotation, cellular component: autophagosome membrane; autophagosome; cytosol. The transcript has 5 exons. Lineage: Eukaryota; Metazoa; Chordata; Actinopteri; Acipenseriformes; Polyodontidae. Gene Ontology annotation, molecular function: ubiquitin protein ligase binding; GABA receptor binding. The record is from RefSeq and is a predicted model, not a curated record. Gene Ontology annotation, biological process: cellular response to nitrogen starvation; autophagosome assembly; macroautophagy. The coding region runs from base 137 to 487 and encodes 116 amino acids.